Molecule: messenger RNA, 510 nt
Organism: Rotaria sp. Silwood1
Lineage: Eukaryota; Metazoa; Rotifera; Eurotatoria; Philodinida; Philodinidae
Source: the annotation of a GenBank genome assembly
AUGGCUGUAGUAUCCUCUAUAGCAUCAAGCAAAACUUCUAAAAUAUUUCAUCUUAUUUGGCUCGAUGCUUCAGUAAAUGAUUUUGAUCACAAUUACCAAGUUCAACAACAUCUUCGAACAUUAAUUAAUCGUUUAAGAACAUUUGAAUCUGUUGAUGUAUAUGAGCAAUACAUUCAAUCAUUAUCUAAAGAAGAUCGAAUUUUUCUUAUUACUAAUGGUCAAUUAGGUCGACAAAUUGUUUCUCAUAUAAAUCAACUGCAACAAAUUUCUUCCAUUUAUGUUUAUUGUAUGAAUAAAAAUUUCAAUGAUGAAUGGGCUAAGCAAUAUUCUAACAUAAAAUGUGUUACUGUUGAAUUGAAUGAACGUUUUAAUCAAAUUCAAUGGAAUCUAAAGCAAGAAAAACAUAAGAAAGUUAAUGAAUCAAUAUCAAUUAAUAUUUAUGAUUCAAAUGAAGAAAAAUCUUUUACAGUACAGGAAUCAUUGGUCAAUUUAUAUGUUCAGAAUUAUUAA